GUGUCGUGUGUGUGUCUGCUGCUAACAGCUUGUGACUUGUGACACAUAGUGCGUUUUGGGACGAAUCCCAAUUUCUAGAUCUCAGGGAGUUGAGUCCGCUCGCCGGUCCCAUUCAGAUCGCGUCCAAUCUCCCGGCUCCGAUCCCUGUCUUUCGGCUGCAUGGGUUGAGUAGAGAGUCCACUGAUCCCUCCCAGUAGGCGUACAGUUGACUGCCUCUCCGUCAUGUGGUUGAGGUUGUGGCAGUACUAGUGACGACAAUAACAUCGACGGAAAAUCCACCGACCAAGUGAUAAGCAGCUGCUGAAGACCAUAGCGAUAUGUUCUCGAGGGUCAGGAGCGCUUUCUACAAUGUUGUGCAGAAUCUUGACGCGUUCCCCGUUGAGGAAGAUCCGUCAGAGCAGCCCUACAACGGGACUGCGGGCAAAGACUCGAAAGUUCAAAAGUUUCAAUAUACCCGACCAGAAUUCCUGCAGCUCGGAAGCGAUGAGGAGAUACAGGCUAGUGCGGAUCACACCUUGAGGCCGAUCCUGGUCCCGAGAAACAUAAAUCAUCUUCCCUGGAAUUCGGGUUACGCCGAGACAAUCAACGCUGGGAAGAGUCAGCGAAACGAGGAUCAAGGAACCUUCGUAACGGCUGCGAUUUCUACUCUGAAAGGCUGUGCUCAAAUUUUAGAAAACGCCACACCGAACGAGCUCGAGCAGCAUUUGGAGCUGUGCAAGGACUGUAUACCCUACAGGUACUUCGCUCUGUUCGACGGACACGCAGGUUCAGCAGUCGCGGUAGCUGCUUCGAAAAGUCUUCACCGUGUCAUCCAACAACGAUUCCAGCAAAUCGCCUGUUUGCUUCAAGAUAGGGAUAAGGAUGGGAGAAUCCCCCUCGGACCUCAAUAUGGGGCAUACUGUGCCGCCAUUUUCAGCAAUUGCGACUCGAAGGUGACCGCUGACAACUUGAUAAAGGGGGCUCUCGAAACCGCGUUUCUCGACAUGGACAGUCAGAUUGCCCGUGAUAAGAAGACGUUCAGAAUGCCUGGUGGCUGCACUGUACUCGUCGCCGUUUUCAUAUUCGGGAAACUUUUCCUAGCGAAUGCGGGAGAUAGCCGCGCGAUAAUCUGUCGGUGUACUCGUCGAGAGGUGGUGCCGAUGUCGAAAGAUUUCACCCCGGAAUCGGAACGACACCGUGUAAAAUCACUAGCGCAACAGAGACCCGAACUGCUGGGGACAGAUUUCACUUAUUUAGAGUUCUUGAAACGUCCCACGAGGACAGAUCUCGGAAGGAAAAUGUUGUAUAAAGAUGUACAUAUGACCGGGUGGGCUCUCAAAACGAUAACUCCAGACGAUCUUCGUUUGCCCCUCGUCUGCGGGGAGGGGAAGAGAAGUCGUGUGCUAGCGACGAUCGGCGUCACUAGAGGCUUCGGUGAUCACGAUCUGAAAUCUCAAUUGAGUCCGGUUCCUAUCAAACCAUUCCUUAGCGCCGAGCCGGAGGUUCUGGUUUUCGAAAUCAGUUCCGCAGAGGAUAUAGACCAGAACGACGUCCUUGUCAUGGCGACGGACGGACUCUGGGACGUGACUAAUAAUCUUCAAACGAUGGAAAUUGUGUCGAAAUCGUUAGGUCAUUUCUCACCCAGCGCCUCGCUCGAAGAGUACAAGUAUCGAUACGUGUCCGCAGCCCAGGAUCUCGUGAUGCAAUCCCGAGGGAAACUCAGCGGCAACAAUUGGAAGACGGCCGACAACAGGGCUGCGACCGUCGACGAUAUAUCUGUAUUUGUGAUCCCGAUACUGGAAUAUAAGAAAGAGUAUCUCAGACGACAAGAGAACUUGAGGAAACUCGAGGAAUCGACAGAGGAUCAACCAUUGCCUGCUCCCCCUUCUCUGGAAGAUUCCCUUCCUUGAUAGAGUUUCGCCAAGCAGGCUUAAUUAGUUUUGGUGCAUAUGGAGCGCGACUUGGGGUUUCCCUAGCUGACUUCCAGUACGUGUCAAAACGCGGCGGGAUCCGUUCAAACGGAACAACCGGUGUCAGCCUCGGACCAAAUCUUAAACUUGGUAUGAAUUUCAUUGUGAUCGCAGCAAUCCCAUGGAUGGAGGAUCGUACUUUAGAGCUCUCGAACUCGUCGGUCGUAAAUGGAGAAUUCUGUAUGUUCAAGAAAGGGAUACUUCCAUGCUUUCUCUGAUUAUUUAUAGGUCUAACCUUCUCUUUUAGGUGAUUUGAUAUUUCUGGGGAUGAGAGGAGGAAUCGAAUAAAAAUAAACUUCAUACAUUCAGAGAUAACAU
Galendromus occidentalis (western predatory mite) is the source of this 2267-nucleotide messenger RNA. RefSeq names its product protein phosphatase 1H. Gene Ontology annotation, molecular function: [pyruvate dehydrogenase (acetyl-transferring)]-phosphatase activity; cation binding. Gene Ontology annotation, biological process: protein dephosphorylation. Lineage: Eukaryota; Metazoa; Arthropoda; Arachnida; Mesostigmata; Phytoseiidae. The transcript is spliced from 5 exons. The record is from RefSeq and is a predicted model, not a curated record. The coding region runs from base 318 to 1889 and encodes 523 amino acids. Gene Ontology annotation, cellular component: mitochondrion.